This is a messenger RNA of Durusdinium trenchii, 1089 nucleotides long. NCBI's taxonomy places the organism in Eukaryota, Dinophyceae, Suessiales, Symbiodiniaceae. The record is from the annotation of a GenBank genome assembly.
AUGUCUGGUUCUACCAGAAAGCGCCGGACCAGUGGUGAAGGUGGCCCGGGUGCAAAGGUCACGAAGACCGCAGCCCUCACAGAUUUGAAAGUUCCAGUUGAUGCACUGCUCAAGAGUUACAUCAAAGACUUUGACCAAUGGACCAACGUCACGGCGGAUCAUAAAUCCUUUGACAACUACAUCGCACUGAAGCUGCAGACUGAGGAUGCGCUCUCCAUGUUGUGCCAGCUGAUCCUCCACAACACGUUUUGCACAGAUCCCAACAAACCCGGCACUGAGAAGAUCGCUGUCAGUGCUGUCAAGCCAGAGAUGCUGAGCACGCCUCCCAUCCCGCUUGAUGCGUCUGCAAUUCACACUUGCCAUGGUUUGCUGAGUCCCAUGAGUACUUUCAUGGUCAAGGGCUGGUCAAGAUGUGUUGCAGCAGUCUCGUUGCUCUUGUACUCCUAUGAGUCGCCGGAAGUCUUGAAGGUUUGGGAAUCGAGCAAUAGCUUCAUUGAAGCUUACAAGAUUGGACAAUUGGAAGCGAAGAGCGCUGUCAACUUGUUGAAUUUCAUCCCAGAGAAAGUGGUAAGCCGGUUGAGUUCUUUGGUGAGGAUGUGGUCAAUGCAAAAGUUUAUGAGCCAUGAGCCAAUUGCAAACGGCGUUCUGAACAUCGGUCAUGUGACCAAAUCGCCUGCCCUCGAAGUCUGGGAGCCCUUCCUCGCAAACACGGAGGAGGUGUUGAUGUUGCUCCUGGAUUGGUUGGAAGGCGACUACACGGCACUGACCCCAAAGAUGCGUAAAUCUUACAAGCAGAGCGACAUUGACGCUUCGGUUGCAAUUUUCCACUUGGAUGGCCUGCGAAAAAAGACCCCGACAAGUCCGGCUUUCCCCUUCAAAGCCCUACAUUUCAGGCAGGUCGAACCGGACUUGUGGGGGUCUUUUUUCGCAGGCCAAUCCAAGGUUGAAAAUUAUAGCACGCUUCGGGUAACCUCAGUUGCUUUGUUGAGAACAAUGUUUCUGCUGCCGCCCAGAAGUGUUUUUCUGUUGUGGCAAGGAGACAUUGCAGCGCUUCUGCUGCAUGUUCUUGGAAUGUGUGCGGGUGUAUAG